Messenger RNA from Coniosporium apollinis CBS 100218, 834 nucleotides. RefSeq lists its product as uncharacterized. The record is from RefSeq and is a predicted model, not a curated record. Lineage: Eukaryota; Fungi; Ascomycota; Dothideomycetes. Bases 1 to 834 code for a protein of 277 amino acids. The transcript has a single exon.
AUGAGCACUGGAGCCAUCAAAGAGCUUGUGGAGGCGGCGGGCAAAGAGGGCUCCGCCGAAGGUGUCGCCUUGGGCGGGGAAGUUGGUGAAGCUGCCAUGAAUGAAGCCAGACUAUUGGAGGAAGUUAAGCAACUGGCCAUCAAAGAAACCCCCGAAUCACUUGCCAAAAGCGCGGAAGCCGACGUAGCUGCAUCCCUGGAAGAAGGCAGUGAGAUGGUGAUGGCGGAGGCCAAAGCCGGCGGCACAUUUGCCUCGCUGAGAAAGAAGCUUACGCAACUUGGCAAGUACAUGUGGGAUAACAAGAGUGCAUUCGCAAAAUUGAUGGGCGCAGAAGUGGCCAAAGGCGCUUUCUUCACGCUUGGUAUGAUCGCAGUGGAAAAGAUCUUCGCUGCGAAGCAGCAGAAGAACGAGACGCCCGAGGGCCAAUACCGACUUGACAUUGUUCGAGCAAUCAACAAGGAGAGGGCGAUCACCAAUCCUAUCAUUAAAGAAUGGCGAACUUGGCUGGCGGAUCACUUUGACGACCGAGCACAAUUCGGGACGCUCAACGUAGAGGGCGACGAUGUCCAGAGAUUCCAGCUCCUUCAAAACAAGAUCUCGACUGCCCAGCAUUUCUUGGACGAUACUGUGGCGAAGGCAUCGGAGACCCUGAAGACAGUCAACGACAAAGAAAGUGCGAAAGAUCUCUUGACCCAAGAAAUCGGAUGGGUAAACAAACUUAAGGCCAUUAGUGACAGUAUCAAGUCGAGGGAGUCUAUGGUCGCGGCUGGUCUGAAGGACAAUGGAGAUCAGAUAGACAAAGCCAAGACGCUCUUGGACGAUGUCAAUAAGUAA